Molecule: messenger RNA, 2105 nt
Organism: Marchantia polymorpha subsp. ruderalis
Lineage: Eukaryota; Viridiplantae; Streptophyta; Marchantiopsida; Marchantiales; Marchantiaceae
Source: the annotation of a GenBank genome assembly
GAAUGGCUUUCGCUUCGUCCCAUCCAGCUCGCAGUGAUCGGGGAUCGAUGCUUCUCUUUCGAGCCGCGGUGGAAAUCUCAUUUCCCUUCCCUGGCCUGAGGAUGAGCCCACCCCCCCACCCACCUACUCGAGAGCCCUGGCUCUAGCCUCUGACCGCGCACUCUGUGCGGCCGUCGAUCGCAAGACUAUCGCUCGAAGGACGCGGACCGAGGCACUCUGUGCCAGAGCCCGGCCCCCCGCCCCCUCCCCCUCGCCCGCCGUCCUCGACCAGAUGGACGGACGAGCUGCCGAGCCUCGGCCACGGCAAUUCCAGAGCAGUGAGAGAGAGAGAGACCAGUGACCGACCGAACGGAUGGUCCAGCCCCAUGGCCUUGAGAUCGAUGAUCGUCGUAAGAAUAAACAUGCUCUCCAUUUGACGAAUUCUCGCCAAAUGAAUUUGACUCGAAAGCUCGUCGCAAUUCAAAUCGACUCGAAUCUUCAGAGGAAGCGAGUACGAUUUCCUUCUUCUAGCUCCAAAUUCGACCGAACCGGAAAGACCAAUUUCGUUCUGCGAGCUGAUGAUCGGCUGCCAGGUCCAUAGCCGGACCUGGGCGAUGGAGGAGGAGAGGGGGCUGCGUGGCGUGAAGCAGACCAGGGCUACGAGGGGGUUAGCUCCGGUUGCUCGGGGGCGUACUGUUGUCACACGAAGCACGGGCACGAGAAGAUCUGUCUGUGGUGGAUCAGAGAGACUGGGGCUGGGGCUGGUCAGGACUGCGGGAUCAGGCAGGUCAGCGCCAUCGGCGCUCGUGUCGUGGAGCGAGGGGCGAGGGGCGACGAGGCAGAGCUCGCCGAUCGGAUCGAGCGCUUUUGCGAGUCGCGCUGAUUACUACUACACGACAUUAUGGCGACCCCCCGUCUCGAACAGUGGGGCUAGAUCGGGGCCUAGCACGGCACGAUCGAAGACCGACGGACGGACCAUCGUCCGAUCGGUCGAUCACUCGCUUUCGAGCUCCUCCGUCGCGCCUUUCGUGCAUCGAUCGAUCCGGACGAUCGCUUUUCUGACCCGCUGCCGCAGAUUGAGCUGCGCUUCAGAACGAGUCUUUAGCCCAACAGUGCCCCCUCUCUGCAGAGCUCGCUCGCUCGCUCGAGGGCAGGGCGACGAGACGAGCCGAGGGGCUGGGGCUGGGGGAGGGGGAGGGCUUAGCUUGGCUUGGCUGGUCGGGGCUAUUUUCGUAGAGUUGGGUCGACGAUCGAACGAAGCUUUUCGAUGCGCUCCGAGAGCCUGCUUUUCGAGGCGAAAAGGAGCAGCUCGGUGGCUGGAAAGGCGGCUCUUCUUCCCACACACACUCUGGAAAGUGGGCGACGAGUGAGCGAGUGCACAGAGUUCCGCUGUCGAAGCUCGUCCGUGCGUUCGCAUGUCAUAAAUACCACACGAGCUCUCCCGUCGCCGGCCCCUUCUUCACCUUUGACCGUGGCCGAGGAGGAUUCAUGGCGCCUGAUUUUACGCCUCCCUCCCUCGCUUGCUCGUUGAAUCGAUCCCUCGCAGUAAUCCCUCGCUUUUCACCAGCCAGCCCCAAGCGCUUUCGGGAAAUUCUCUCUGACCGACGACGACGACGACGACGACGUUCUUCAUGAUGUCAGAGGCCUAAUUGUGAGAGUGAAUGAAAAGUGAAAUGGAAUUGUGACUCGAGGAGGAACGAACAAAGAAACAAGAGAGAUCGGACAUUGCAUCCGUCCAUCUUUCUUUCGACCCAAGACCAUCGAUAGCCGAAUGGAAGGAUUGAGGGACGCGUCGAUGCUUCGGUGCAUCGGCGAUUCGGUUCCUUGAACGAAAUGAACCACAUUUCUUGAACAAAUCCAGCUGCCCAUCGAUCCGAAAGAAACCCGCGGUUCCGUCGGGCGUGGGCAUAAAGACAAGCCCAAGCUUUUCCGAACCCUUGGAACGAGCGAGGGAGCUCUCGUCAUCGCACCGGUGAGCGAGCUCGAGCUCGGGUUCAGCUGUACGAGCCCCGCCCGUCCAAUCUGCAAGAAAUUGCCUUUUGGUCCGGACAGACUGGCGAGCAGUGGAAAUCGGCUCGAGCCGUAUCCGGAUGGGAAAGCUUGGACUCGUUGACCAUCACGCGGCC